UUUCUUUUGUUUUGGGUUGGGGUAAUGAGUUUCCAAGCUUUUGUCACAGCUGAUUCUUUUGUUCCUUUAAAUUCGGAUUCUUCAGCUACUUUUCCGCUCAGGAUGCAUCACAGUACUGCUGAAUACCUUCCCGUCACCAACCACACCACCAACGUGGUUUCCACAGCUGGGCUGCAUUACCCUAACCCAUCGUGUCACUAUGGAAACCAACAAUCUACCUAUGGGUUGAUGACAGGAAUUAAACCAACUGCUUCAGAAAUGCUUUCUGCCAGUAUCUCCCAGACCAGAAUUUUGCAGACAUGCAGCAUGCCUCUGUCCAACGUGGUGAAUGGAGUGGGUACUUUGCAAGGCAAGUGAAACUUCUACCUAAGCAUUUACCUACCCCCUUGCCUGAUGAGUGCUAGCUCUUGCACCAUCGGUCACGGCUUUACGCCGGUUCACCAGUCCCUGUUGGGAGAAGACAUCACAGCUACUGACUUCAAGCAGGAAUUCCGCAGGAAGAAUAAGCCCAUCGAUGAACCAAUUGACUUGGAUUCCCCAGAAAUCCGAGAGCUCGAAAAGUUUGCCAAUGAAUUUAAAGUCAGAAGAAUCAAGCUGGGAUACACACAAACAAACGUUGGAGAAGCCCUCGCUGCAGUACAUGGGUCAGAAUUUAGCCAAACAACUAUAUGUCGAUUUGAAAACUUACAACUAAGUUUCAAGAAUGCCUGCAAACUGAAAUCGAUACUAUCCAAAUGGCUGGAUGAAGCUGAACAAGUUGGAGCAUUAUACAAUGAAAAGAUAGGUGGGAACGAACGAAAAAGAAAAAGAAGAACAACCAUAAGCAUAGCUGCCAAAGAAGCCCUGGAAUCACACUUUGGAGAACAAAGCAAACCUUCCUCUCAAGAGAUUAUGAGAAUGGCCGAGGGCUUAAACCUUGAAAAGGAGGUUGUGCGGGUUUGGUUCUGCAAUCGCAGGCAGAGGGAAAAGAGAGUAAAAACAAGUCUGCAUCAGAGCUCAUUCAGCACUUUCUCCAAGGAGCACCAUGACUGUCGAUGAGACUAACAUUUGGAAAAAGUAUAAAUAUACUGCACAAACAACUGUCACUUGACGGAGUGUUGCAAAUGUAUUGCUUUAUGAAGAUAACGGUAGCGUUUUUUAAACUGAGUGCCUCUUAUAUUUAUAGGUGUUUUGUUACUUCUGUUUUUAAGAUAAUAUAUACCAUUAAUCCCAUCCCAACCGUGCCACACAGCUCCGCUCUACCUCUGUAUUUCAGCAGAACUGGUAGAUCUAUAAAUGCUAAAGUACUGGUAAGCCAAAGAAAAUGGCUGUUUAAGGAGAACUCCACCCAAAUAAUGACAUACCAUAUAUAACAUAAGAAUCCAAGAAAAAUUUUCUACCAUUGUGUAAGUUUUUUCAAAUGUUUUUGGGUUAGAUCUCCUUAAAAUAACAUCUGAAAUACACAAAGAACAUUUGUUAUUAUGGAGCUUAGGAGCUCAGAAGACAAUGAAAGCUUACAUGGCAAGAUUUCCACCCAAAUAAUGACAUAACAUAUAUAACAUAAGAAUCCAAGAAAAGUUUUCUACCAUUGUGUAAGUUUUUUCAAAUGUUUUUGGGUUAGAUCUCCUUAAAAUUACAUCUGAAAUCCAUAAAGAACAUUUGUUAUCAUGGAGGUUAGGAGGUCAGAAGACAAUGAAAGCUUACAUGGCAAGAUUUACAAGAAAGCAGAUCAUACUUGCCAGAUAAUUUAGCAAAUAAGCAAAGAUAAAGAACCAUAAGGGAUAGGCUGAGAAAGACCUACAAGGAUCAUAAAAAGCCCUUCUGAAAUUCAAGACAUGCACCAAGAGCCUUUUUUUUUAAAGCAGAAAGCAUUCACAUGCCUCAUGCUAUACACAAACCCAAAAUCAGAGGCUCUAACCUACAGUUAAGGAAUUAAGGGAUUCCUGUAGCCAACUAUGCCUCCAGAACCCCUGUUUUAAUAGCACAGAUACAGUCUAAUAAUUUAGAGCCAUAAAUCCAAACUUGCAAAUAGACUUGUGUUGACCUUCUUAUAUCAGUACAAGACAUUGGCACAUGGCUACUUGGGGGGUAGAAUUUUGAAAGCAGCAAAGCAAAAUAACCAUAAUGCUUAGGGUGAGAAUGGUGCAAAGAGCCCAAUAUCUUGCACUGAUCAGAUCACUGAUAAUUAAUCACCGUGGAGCAAAGUCUGGGAUAACCUGUAACUAUACACCUG
Messenger RNA from Xenopus laevis (African clawed frog), 2212 nucleotides. It is a transcript of the gene pou1f1.L, whose product is annotated as POU class 1 homeobox 1 L homeolog. The transcript has 7 exons. NCBI's taxonomy places the organism in Eukaryota, Metazoa, Chordata, Amphibia, Anura, Pipidae. The record is from RefSeq and is a predicted model, not a curated record.